AUGGCGAAGGGUUUAACAAUUGUCAUGCUGGUCUUUGUGUCCAUGGCCGGAUGGAUGUUCGGUGCAGACACAGGAUCGAUUGGUGGUAUUACAAAUAUGCGCGACUUUCAAUCGCGUUUUGCAGAUAAAUAUGACAAGGAUACAGAUACCUAUUCGUACUCUUCGGCUCGCCAAGGUUUGCUGACUGGUAUGGUCAACGUCGGUUCUUUCAGCGGCUGUAUUCUUUCUUCGCCUUUGGCUGAUCGCAUCGGUAAACGUACUUCUAUUAUUGUCUGGACCAUUGUUUACUUAAUCGGCAUCAUUAUUCAAGUCACUACAGUUCCUUCCUGGGUUCAAAUCGUGAUUGCAAAAAUUUGGACUGGUCUUGGUAUCGGAGCUCUCUCUGUUAUUGCUCCUGGUUACCAAUCUGAGGUUGCACCAGCUGCGAUGCGCGGUGCCAUUGUCACCACUUACCAACUUUUUAUUACCGCCGGUAUUUUCAUCGCCGCUUGCAUUAACAUGGGCACUCAUAAACUCAACAAGACUGCACAAUGGCGUAUUCCCAUGGGUAUCAACUUGCUCUGGGGUCUCAUUACUCUAGUCGGUAUUCUAUUCCUCACCGAAUCUCCUCGUUAUUUGAUCUCCGUUGGCAGAGAUGAAGAGGCCUUGAAAAUUAUGUGCAAGAACAAUGACCUCCCUCUUGAACAUGAAGUGAUCCAAGCUGAAUACCACAUGAUUAAAUCGGAUUGUGAUGCUGAGUUGGCUGGCGGUCCUUGCACCUGGCCUCAAGUUUUCGAUAAGCAAAUUCGCCAUCGUACCUUUCUCGGCAUUGCUGUCAUGUCUCUUCAACAACUUACUGGUAACAACUAUUUCUUCUAUUACGGUACCCAAGUGUUCCGUGGUACCGGAUUAAACUCUCCCUUCUUGGCUGCUUUGAUUCUUGAUGCUGUCAACUUUGGAUGCACCUUUGGUGCCAUUUUCGUCCUUGAAUACUUUGGUCGUCGUAACCCUCUCAUUCUUGGUGGUGUUUGGCAAUCCAUCUGCUUCUUCAUCUAUGCCUCUGUUGGUGAUAAGGCUUUGAAACGUCCUGACGGAUCCUCAAACCAUCGCUCAGGAGCUGUCAUGAUCGUCUUUUCUUGUCUCUUCAUUUUCUGUUUUGCUCAAACUUGGGCUCCUGCAGCAUACGUAAUUGUUGGUGAAUCUUAUCCCAUUCGUUAUCGUUCCAAAUGUGCUGCCUUGGCUACCUCUGGUAAUUGGAUUUGGAACUUUUUGAUUUCCUUCUUCACUCCCUUCAUCACCAACUCCAUUGGCUUCAGGUAUGGUUAUGUCUUUGCGUCUUGUAACCUGGCCGGUGCUAUCAUCAUUUUCCUCUUCGCCCACGAGACGAAGGGUCUUACACUGGAAGAAAUUAAUCUCGUUUAUACCUCCGGUACACAGCCCUGGAUGCCCCGUCCCAAGCACAUUGGCGAGUACUCCCGACACCAAGACGAAGCUCUUGAAAAGUCUCGUGGUGUUCAUGGAGAAAGCUCGAAAUUCGUUGAACAUGCUCAAACUUCGAAAGACAGCGUCGAAAGCUCUUCCGGAAGCAGCCCUAUUGCUGGACACAAGCAUGAGGCUGCUCAUAUUGACGAACAAGAUCGCUUUUGCUAA
Schizosaccharomyces osmophilus is the source of this 1629-nucleotide messenger RNA. RefSeq names its product plasma membrane hexose:proton symporter. Gene Ontology annotation, biological process: transmembrane transport; carbohydrate transport. Gene Ontology annotation, molecular function: carbohydrate:proton symporter activity. NCBI's taxonomy places the organism in Eukaryota, Fungi, Ascomycota, Schizosaccharomycetes, Schizosaccharomycetales, Schizosaccharomycetaceae. The transcript has a single exon. The record is from RefSeq and is a predicted model, not a curated record. Gene Ontology annotation, cellular component: plasma membrane. Bases 1 to 1629 code for a protein of 542 amino acids.